AUGUAUUCUCGAGAAUAUAAUCAAAAUCAUCAAUAUCAACCACCAAAUCAAUCAACAAACAAUUAUCAAAGUGAUGAAAAUAUAAAUGAUUUUCAAUUUAAUAAUAGUUAUUCACAAUCUAAAACAAAAUCACAAUCUUCAAUUCCAUUACUAAAUUUAUCUGAAAAUUCUUCAAGAUCUUUACCUUCUUUACCAGUAUAUACUUCAAAUCAACAAGAUUCUAAUCAAUAUGAAUAUUAUCCUCAUAAUAAUGACACUAAACAAGAAUUUAUCAAAAAUCAUUAUGAAAUGAACAAUUUAAAUCGAGUUUUACCUUCAUUACCACCACAACAACAAGAUGAAAAUUAUCGAAAUCCUUUCAUUGAUGAACCAAUAAAUUCUUCAUCACCAUCUCAACCCACAAAUCCAUUUAAAGAUAAUGAAUUAGAAAAAAGAUUAAGAAAAAAUGAAAAAAAUAGAUUACAUACUUUAAAAAGUAAACCAAGAUUUCAUUUUACAAAAUUACCUUAUUUUACAAUAAUUGUUACUUUAAUACAAAUUAUAAUAUUUAUUAUUGAAUUAGUUAAAAUGUCAAUUUUAACAGGUUCAGCUUUUCAAACUCAACCAUAUUUUAAUCCAAUGUUAGGACCUUCUAAUUUUUUAUUAAUAAAUAUGGGUUCAAGAUAUGUUGCAUGUAUGAGACAAAUAAAAGGUUUAACUGAUGAUACAAGUAUAUUAUUUCCUUGUGCAAAUUCAACUUCUAUAGAUACUUAUCAAUGUUCAUUAAAUGAAUUAUGUGGAUUGUCUGGUAUGUCUACAUUUGAUAAUAAUACAAAAUAUAAUCCAAAUCAAUGGUAUAGAAUUUUUAUACCAAUUUUUUUACAUGCUGGUUUUUUACAUAUAAUUUUUAAUUUAUUAUUACAAUUAACAAUGGGAGCUUCAAUUGAACGAAAUAUUGGAAUUUUAAAAUAUUCAAUUAUAUAUAUAUUAAGUGGUAUUUCUGGUUUUUUAUUAGGUGCAAAUUUUACACCUGCUGGUAUUGCAUCAACUGGUGCAUCAGGUUCAUUAUUUGGUAUAGUUGCAACUAAUAUAUUAUUAUUUAUUUAUACUGGUAGAAAAAAUGCAAAUAUGUAUGGUACAAAACAUUAUAGUUUAUUUAUAUUUUUUAUGAUUAUUGAAAUAGUUGUUUCGUUGGUGUUGGGAUUAUUACCUGGAUUAGAUAAUUUUAGUCAUAUAGGUGGAUUUGCAAUGGGAAUAUUAAGUGGUAUUUUGUUGUUGAAAGAUCCAUUUUGGGUUUAUCAAGAUGGAAUAAUAACUUAUAAAAGAAAUCAAACUACUUGGCAAUUAUUUUUAAAUAAUUGGAAUCCAAUGUAUGCAUAUGAAGAUAAAGUACAAAUAAAAUUUUUCAUUUGGUGUAGUAUUAGAGUAAUUUCAUUAGUAUUAAUGAUUGUUUAUUUUGUUUUAUUAGCUAAAAAUUUUUUCAAUAAUGAAACUGAUCUGAAUAAUAGUUGUGAAUGGUGUAAAUAUUUCAAUUGUAUACCAGUUAAAGGAUGGUGUGAUAUUGGUGAAAUAUCAGUAACUACUUCUGAAAGUACUCCAACUGCUACAGCUACUCCUAGUUCUAUAACAGUUCCUACAGAAAUUUAUUCAACUGCUACUUAUACGACAACUGCUGCUAAUAAUAAUGGUGGUUUCAUUAAAAGAGAACUACCAACACCAGCGAAAACCACAAUCACUGAAUCUGACUUUGGAGUUGGCAUAGGAUUGUACCUUAUUUUAACGAUUUUUAUGAUAUCAUUUAUGAAAAAGAGGAAAAUUAUAUAA
This is a messenger RNA of Lodderomyces pseudojiufengensis, 1803 nucleotides long. It is a transcript of the gene RBD1, whose product is annotated as Rbd1p. Gene Ontology annotation, molecular function: serine-type endopeptidase activity. Gene Ontology annotation, biological process: proteolysis. Gene Ontology annotation, cellular component: membrane. NCBI's taxonomy places the organism in Eukaryota, Fungi, Ascomycota, Pichiomycetes, Serinales, Debaryomycetaceae. The coding region runs from base 1 to 1803 and encodes 600 amino acids. The record is from RefSeq and is a predicted model, not a curated record. The transcript has a single exon.